UGAAGGUGUAAGAGGAACUCUACUCCACACCAAAUCACUCAAAUCCCAUCCUGCUAGUACUACCUCUGUCAGCUCCAAUGGAGCCUCUCAUCCAAUUCUUUUUGACCCUCUUUGCACUGCUUGUCUGUGCCUUGAUUUUCAAGAGCCGAACUACUCCAAAGAAAAAGCCCUGCACUGCGCCUCAAGCUGGAGGCACUUUGCCUAUUAUCGGCCAUCUUCACCUCCUAGGUGGCCGGACGCUUGCCCACAAAGUGCUUAGCUCCAUGGCCGACAAGUAUGGACCAGUUUACACAAUAAAGCUGGGUUCCUAUCGAUAUUUGAUUAUCAACAGCUGGGAAGUUGCCAAAGAAUGCUUCACUGUCCACGACAAGGCGUUCUCCACCAGACCAAGCGUGGCUGCAGCAAGGCUGUUGGGCUAUAACUGUGCUAUGUUUGGCUUGACUGGGUACGGGGAGUACUGGCGUAAAAUGCGCAAGAUAGCUACAAUUGAGCUUUUGUCGAAUCAUCGACUCGACCUGCUCAAGCACAAACCAGCUUCAGAGGUGGAAAGCAUGAUGAAAGAACUUUACAAAUUGUGUGCUACCAAAGGCAGUGCAAAACGUGGGGCUGUUGUGGAUAUGAAGCAAUGGUAUGGGAACUUGACGCUUAAUAUUGCCAUAAGAAUGGUGGGAGGGAAGCGAUACUUCGGAACUAAUGCCGAUGUCGAUGAAGAAUCGGCGCUUCGCGUUCAAAAAGUGAUGAGGGAGGUAAUUUAUCUGUUUGGGGUGUUUGUGUUGUCUGAUGCACUUCCUUUGUUCGGGUGGUUAGAUACGAAUGGGUAUGAGAAAAGGAUGAAGCGAGCUGCCAAAGAAUUGGACGGUCUGAUUGGAGGGUGGCUGGAGGAGCAUAAACAGAAGAGGUUGACGGAGGGGAAGACACAAGAAGAAGAGCAAGAUUUUAUGGAUGUCAUGCUCAACACCGUCGAAGAUGCCAAGAUUUCAAGCUACGAUGCGGACACCAUAACCAAGGCCACUUGUUUGAAUCUAAUUUUAGCAGGAAGCGACACCACCAUGGUAACUCUAGUGUGGGCUCUGUCUUUACUACUCAAUAAUAACCACGCGCUGAAAAAGGCGUAUGAGGAGCUGGAGGAAGUCGUUGGAAAGGAUAGGCACGUUGAGGAUUCUGACAUAAAAAAUUUAGUGUAUCUCCAAGCCAUCGUCAAGGAAACACUGCGCCUAUACCCAGCUAGUCCACUCGUACAUCGUGCUCUACUGGAAGACUGCACCCUCUCCGGCGGCUAUUUCAUUCCGGCCCAUACAAGGGUGAUGAUAAACGUCUGGAAAAUUCAACGAGACGAGACUAAAUGGGCCAACCCUGACGAGUUCCAGCCUGAGAGAUAUUUUACUACCCAUAAGGACAUGGACGUGAGGGGUCAGAGUUAUGAGUACCUUGCUUUCGGCACAGGAAGGCGAUCUUGCGCUGGGGUCUCCAUGGCUCUCCAAAUGGUUCAUUUGGCACUCGCUAGCUUCUUGCAGGCUUUCAACGUUUCUAAGCCAUCAAAGGAAGAUGUGGAUAUGACUGAAAGCGUUGGUUUGACAAACUUGAAGGAGUCCGCACUUGAAGUUCUCAUUACUCCACGUCUCGAUGCUGCACUCUACUAAUGAUCAUUUUUAAUUUCAAGCUUUCUUUGCUUCAAUUAGGUCUUUCUACGCUUUUAAUUUUUGCAUGUUGUUCUCUAAAAUAAGAGUAAUACUACUACUCUUUUUUCAUUUUA
Alnus glutinosa is the source of this 1753-nucleotide messenger RNA. Its product is annotated as cytochrome P450 CYP82D47-like. The transcript is spliced from 2 exons. Gene Ontology annotation, biological process: defense response to other organism. The record is from RefSeq and is a predicted model, not a curated record. Lineage: Eukaryota; Viridiplantae; Streptophyta; Magnoliopsida; Fagales; Betulaceae. Gene Ontology annotation, molecular function: iron ion binding; monooxygenase activity; heme binding. The coding region runs from base 78 to 1640 and encodes 520 amino acids.